AUGGACGUCACACGAAGCUUCAAAGCCGCGGCCUUGGCUGCGCUCAUCUCAAGCCAACUGACAAUCGCUGAUCCAGUCUCUGCCAAGUUCGCAAAGCGGAGCGCUGCAGAACUUGCAGGCGCUUACGACUAUGUUAUUGUCGGCGGAGGGUUAAGUGGCCUGGUUGUGGCCAACCGCUUGACCGAAGAUCCGGAUGUCUCGGUUCUGGUCGUGGAGUACGGCGAGUUCGACGGAAGUUGGGACGUCAUGAUUCCCUAUUAUGCUUCCAAUACCCACCCCAACGACAUGAGACAACUUCUGUCCAUCCAGCAGCCCGGUCUCAACAACCGAACAUCGGGAGUUCAGACAGGUACCGUUGUCGGAGGUGGCUCGACGGUCAAUGGCAUGGCUUUUGAUCGAGGGUCGAAGGCGGAUUACGACGCUUGGGAAGAGCUGGGCAACCCUGGUUGGAACUGGGAAAGUCUCAUUGAAUACUUCAAGAAGUCCACCACGUUCCACCUUCCCGCCCAAGAGUAUGUCGAGAAGUACAACUUCUCCUACGACCCGAGCACAUACGGCGACGGCCCCAUCCAGGUCGGCUUCCCGUCCUGGCAGUGGCCUGACGUAGGAAUCCAAAGAGACGCGUGGAUCAAGGACCUUGGAAUCCCUGUUCUCAAUGACCACGGAGCUGGCGGCAACAAUGUUGGAGUUGCUCAACUGCCCCAAAACUCCGAAGGAAAGAAUGUCACGCGUUCCACUGCCCGAACGGGCUACUACGAUCCCAUCGCAGGAACUCGUGCGAACAUGAACCUACUCAUCAAGCACUACGCUUCCAAGGUGGAGUUCGAAGACAAGAAGGCGAUUGGCGUCAACGUUGUCUCCCGAGAUACCGGGGAAAUAUUCCUUAUCAAAGCCAACAAAGAGGUCUUGCUUGCUGCUGGCGGAGUGCAAACCCCACGAAUCCUUCAGCAGAGUGGUGUAGGACCCGCUGCGUUGCUUGAAUCCCUCAACAUCGAGGUGGUUGCCGAUCUUCCUGGAGUUGGUGCCAAUUACCAAGAUCAUCCCUGGAUGCUGAUGUUGUACAACUAUGGCAAUCCUCCUGAGCUUGGUAGCGAUACAAUGAACGACCCCGCUUUCUUUAAUGCCUCCGAGGCCGAAUACUUUGCCAACCGCACUGGACCAUUUACCCACGCACGUGGCAACAACAUCGUCUUUUUGUCGCUCCAAGAUCUCACUCCCGAGUAUGAGAACCUCACCGCCAGUAUCGAAGCCCAAAAUGCCGGGGACUUCCUCCCCGAUAUCUACAGCAAGCAUCCUGAACUCGUUGAAGGCUUCCUUGCGCAACGAAAGGCUCUUGCUAAGCUCUACCGCAACCCCGAGGCAGGCGUUCUCGAAGUACCCUUCGGAGGCUUUGCUGGAGCAGGCAUCGCCUUCCAGAAGCCUGUUUCGCGUGGCACAGUCUCGAUCAACACCACAGAUCCAGACCCUGCGACCACACCGAUCAUCGACUUCGGCGUCCUCCAGAACCCUGCCGAUCUUGAGAUGCUUGUGUUGAGCAUCAAGGCUAUGCGGAAGUUCAUGGGCAGCAAGUCGAUUGCCGUGCGUCAACCUCUGGAGAUUCUUCCCGGCGCGAACAUUACUAGUGACGCAGCUAUCGCCGAGGCAGUGAGAAACUCAUUGUACGCAAGCUUUGCUCAUCCAAGCGGCACCGCAAGCUUGCAACCCCUGGAGCAUGGCGGAGUGGUAGAUCCCACGCUUCGCGUCUAUGGUCUUGAGGGGCUAAGAGUGGUGGACGCCAGUGUCAUCCCGUUAAUCCCCGCUUGCCAUCUGCAAUCCACCGUAUACGCCGUGGCUGAGAAGGCUGCGGAUCUCAUCAAGACUACUUAA
Messenger RNA from Colletotrichum chrysophilum, 1866 nucleotides. RefSeq lists its product as uncharacterized. The transcript is spliced from 5 exons. The record is from RefSeq and is a predicted model, not a curated record. NCBI's taxonomy places the organism in Eukaryota, Fungi, Ascomycota, Sordariomycetes, Glomerellales, Glomerellaceae. Gene Ontology annotation, molecular function: flavin adenine dinucleotide binding; oxidoreductase activity, acting on CH-OH group of donors. Gene Ontology annotation, biological process: secondary metabolite biosynthetic process. Bases 1 to 1866 code for a protein of 621 amino acids.